AUGGAUUUGAUGGAUAAUUAGUUUUAGCAAAAAUUCCAAUAAUUGUUAAAACUUAAAGAAAUCUAUUCUACUCGUAAUGUCUUACCAGAAAGAAUUUAGAGAUUGAAACUAAUUGAUAUCAAUUUUCAAAUAAAAUACAUUCGAUAAAAAUAAUAAAAUAGAUUGAACUAAAUAAUCAACAGUUCUAUUGUUUCUCAAAAUAUUCCAAAAAACUAAUAAACUGAAAGAAGUUUCUCUAAUUAAUUGAAUCAUCUCAAUAUUGCUGAUUAAUAAAAUAUUUGUUUAAGUUGUGAAAAAUAUAUUUUUGAAAAGAAGGUAACUCUACAUUGUCAAAAUAAAUUAAAUCAUAAUUACCAUUCAAAUUGUUUAGCUAAUAUAAUGAAAUAGCAGUUGGCUAAUUAAUGUAUUAAAUUUUAAUGCUUAUGCAAGAGUUAAAUCAGUAAUGGAUAAAUCUCAAAAUAAAAAAUAUUAGAAUUAGAUAUCUACAUAAAUAGGUUAAUGUUAAAUUAGUUAUAUUAUCUAAAAACUCAUUACUAAAAUAUCAAAUAGUGUGCAAAUAAAGAUUGUUAAUUUUUUUGGAUUUAUAAAUAGUAACAAAAAUAAAUUAAAUCACGUUCUAACUCUCCAGUUAAAACUUAUAAAAUAACCUAUAUUAAUUAUUGUCCCGAUUGUAGAUUUUUAUGA
Paramecium pentaurelia is the source of this 684-nucleotide messenger RNA. The record is from the annotation of a GenBank genome assembly. NCBI's taxonomy places the organism in Eukaryota, Ciliophora, Oligohymenophorea, Peniculida, Parameciidae.